Molecule: messenger RNA, 2020 nt
Organism: Truncatella angustata
Lineage: Eukaryota; Fungi; Ascomycota; Sordariomycetes; Amphisphaeriales; Sporocadaceae
Exons: 2
Coding region: 375-1703 (442 amino acids)
Source: RefSeq, a predicted model, not a curated record
GUGAUUUUGGGCAUGCCAUGGAAACGCAAUGGGCUUUGUCAAAUCUACAACAACUUUUGUGAGCUGUGAGGUGACAAGAUACAGUGUGGUAUCAGUCAUUGCAAGACUGCAAUAUACUGGCGCCAGAGCUUGAAGAUGCUGGCGAUAUCCUCCACAUAACAAGAUAUUGCGACAGACUGCAGGGCGUCACCAUCAUCGGCUGUCUACAUCUACAUCUACAUCUACAUACAUGGCCAAUGCGCAUUCUUGAUUGAGCUACAGGACAGCUUAUUAGAGGUCAGCACCGAAGCUUUUGUUUAGUGUCAAGGGGUCAUUCGGAGAGGAGUCGCUGGAGGAAGUGGGUAACAGCGGGGGGGUUUUUGCCGGGGGGCACAAUGAACCUUCUUCCAGGCCAACAAGGGCCAGCGCCAGCGCAAGCACACGCACAAGCACAGGUACAGGCACAGGUACAGGCGCAAGCUGCCACUGCCGGAGCCCAAGCCCAAGUCCAAACGACCGCAACAGCGUCAGAUUACGCGACGACGACAGUAUCCAACGAACCACAGUCACAAUCACAACCACAAUUACAAUCGCCCCAAGAGCAACAACUGCCAGAAACACAGCCUGUACUCAGAUACCACCCCAGCACCAGCAAGAGCCGACAAGCCCAAGAACACCCGUCGGAACUGGACCAGCAGGCCGCUGCGACCGCCACAGCUCGCGCAGUCCAAGCCCAACACCAACACAUCCAACUCCAGAAUCUACUCUACCUCGGAGGCCAGAUGAACGGCAUGAACGGAGCUGGCCCCGGCAUGCAGGGCCCCGGCGUCAAUGGUGCCGCAAUGCCCGUUGGCCCUACACCUGCCGGACAUCAAGCCGAGCUGAACAUCAUAUAUGGACUUGUCGAGGAGCUGUCGAGACAACUGGCCGAAAACAGGCGCCAAACUGAGGAUAUCGUCAGCGGCAUUGGUAGAGUGAGGAGUCGGGCACGCGAACGUGGCUUGGGAAAUGAUGAGCUCCUCGGAGAGGCUGCCGACGACAUCUACGGACAGGAAGACAACAUCGAGACCCUGCUGUCUGUCCUCACCGAGUCCCUCGACCGCGCCAAGAACAGCCGCGACGCCAACUUUGCUCUUGUCAACGCCUAUGCACGCACGCUCGGCAACCUCCUCGGCCAGUUCCACUCCUACAAGCAGAAACAUAUAGCAGACGUCAGCGCAUGGCAUCGCUCCUAUCGCGCCCAACUCGCCGAGGCACGUGCCGAGAACUCCCGCCUGCGGGAACAGAUAUGGGACAUGCAAGAGCACGCAGGCCAAGCGAACGAGUUGCUGCGCGAGUUCAGAAAGAAGUACGACGAAGACGACGUACGCAUGGACAGGCGCAUCGAGGAGAGGGCCAAGAAGCAGGAAAUCCGCUUUUGGAAACGCAUGGCAAUGCCCGAGGUCGGCGAGAACGACGAGACGGCCUGGAGCGACGAUGAUGAUAUAGUUGACCCCGUUGAAAAGGAGAGGCUCAAGGAGGUCGAGAAGAGGGUCGCAGAACAGGCCUUGGCCGGUCUGGGCAGCAGCGACAGUCAACACAGCGAGGACAGCGAAGGCGAAGAUGGGUCUGGUCACCUAGACAUGAGCAGCCUCGGCGGUGUCGCCAUGGAACGAGAAGGCAGCUUGCCCGCGCCACCAUCACGACCGGCGAGCACGGGAAGCACCGGCGAGCACCUAAGAUGACAACGAAACCCUCAUGCAGCCUUGUUCCAGAUCAUGGAAGCAUGCGGCGGUGACUCCUCAUUUAGUCUUUGGUCUGCGCCUUCACGAAAGACACCUUAGGCGUUGUUAGUGGAUGCGGGUUCGUGUUAUGUGUAGCGGGUCAUAAUCCCAGUUCCGUCAGAUGAUGUAGGUUAGUUGAAAGUCACGUCCUGGAGCACGUUCCCCGUGCUGCAAGUGGGAACCCGCAUGGCAUAAACAUUCUUUCAAGGCAAUGUUCGUGGCAGCCCAAUGCCAAUAGCCAAGUAAUGUGUAAAACAAUAUCAACAGAGUAUGCAAUA